GAACUGAUAACGUCACGGCGCCGUGAUCCAAUUGGGGGUGGCGAUGCGCGGAUUUUGAAUAUUUAAAAAAAAAUUUCGUUGAACGUGGAAGGUUGGUGUCGUGUUGGAAGUCUGUUUUAUUUUCUUAUCAUCAUCAUCAAAAACAACAUCAUCAUCAGUAGUAGUAGCACCAACUCUCGGACUUAACAAUGAGCAACAACGACAGCAGUAACAUGCUGAAGCAAGGCUUACAAGAGUUUGUGAUGAAUGCCCUGAACCGGCUGCAAACCUUGUGGGAGGACAUGGGCAUCGUGAAGGUCCAGCAGGAGGAGCGAAUAAAGAAGGUCAAGGACCUAGUGGAGCAAUUGAUGGAGCAAAUGAUUGCAGAAGAAGAGGACUUAAGGGAUAGUUUAGAGGAGAGGAUCCAUGAGCAUAUGAGCAACAUUCAAGAACUCUGCAAAGAGCUGACUUUGCCAGCAUAUGAGCCUGUGGAGGAGUACCUUGUGCUGCAGCUUGAGAGCCACUUGCGGCAGAAAUUGCAGCAGCUGAGAGUGAAGAAGGCGGAGCGGCUUUCUGUGCUGCAGGAGCUUGAGCAUCAGCAGGCUAUGCUGACCAAGGCCCUGGGUGUAUCAUCUCACCCCAAGCCAGCUGGGUCCGUGCCUACGGAAGACGAACUCAAUACUCUACGUCAUUACGUCGAUGGCCUGGAGCUGCAAAAGAACAGUAACUUCAAGGUGUUUGUGGCCUACAAGGAACAGAUUGAAGCGUGCUUUCAAAUUCUAGGUGUUGGCCCUGAAACGGAGUUUGAGAGGGAGGUGAUUUUCAACAAUGAGAAGUUGUGUCUGUCAGAUGAUGGACUUUUGAAAGUUGAAGAGCUUCUCAAAGAGGUGCAGUUUAAAAAAGAAAAAGCUGAGGCAACGUGCCAAAGGCUACGCUCGGAAUUGGAAGCAAUGUGGAAUCUUUUGCAGGUGCCUGAAAAUGAGCGAAAAGAGUUUGCUGCAAAAACGCAGAGCUACCAAAAAUCAGUGGAGGAAGCUCUGACUUCCGAAUUGAAGAGACUAGCACAGGUGAGGAAAGACAACAUAAAGUGGCUAAUUAUACCUAUCCGGAAUGAAAUUGAGGGCUACUGGGGGAAGUCCUACUAUGGGCAAGAGCAGAGGAAGGCAUUUUCCCCAUUCUAUAAUGAUGAAUACACUGAAGACGUACUUGUUGAGCACGAGAGGGAGUUGGAGCGCAUGAAGGGCUAUUAUGACCAGUACUGUAAACUUUUCUCCCUCGUUGCGAAAUGGGAACAAAGCUGGAAGAUGUUUCUAGAGUUUGAGCAAAAAGCAGCAGAUCCAAAUCGAUUUGCUAACCGUGGAGGGAAUCUACUUAAAGAGGAGAAGGAAAGAGCUAAACUGCAGAAAAUGCUUCCCAAGCUGGAGGAGGAGCUGGCAGUGCAAGUUGGGGAAUGGGAGGAAGCCCAAGGCUGCAAGUUUCUCGUUGACGGAUGCAACUUUCUGGCAUACAUCUCCAUGCAGCACGAGAGGAACAGAGAGCGAGAGAAGCAGGAGAGGCAAUUGAGGAAAGACAAAUCGGAAGAUGUAAGCAACACUACAAGAACUGCACAGAAGCGACCAUUUAUUGGCACCCUUCUUGGCAGCAAAAUCAGAAAGUUGAACCCAACUCCAACUGGAUCACCAACCCUUGCUGACUUCACUGCUCGCAAGCCUCAUUUGUCUGCGACAAGGGCCCAAGCCACACCACAGCGUGGAUCGCAGUCUCAACGUCCCUUGCAGAAAGAUCAAAAUAAAGAGAACGUCAUCGCACCGUAAUGGUCACCAGAGUCCCACCUGGACUUUGCCUCCAGUGUCACCCUGGAUGCUCUUGCCGAUAGGUCCAGCCAGCUCUGCCUGCUGUUGUGACGUUUUGAUAUGGCUUUUUUACACUCCGAAAAGGAUUACUUACCAUAUUCUAUACCACAAACUUGCAUAGUUAAGGAGCACUUAUUUACAACUCUGCUCCUUGCAUUUUUAUACAAUAAUAAUAAACACGUGUAGAUUGGUAAAUGUGUAAUGUUUUACUAUUAUUGGGAAAGAGAGGAGUUUGAUAACCACCUAUUUGAAAUGGUCUAUCAACGUAUUACAAAUCAACCUCCGGUUCUGUACUCUUUUUGGACUUGACAUCUUCAACAUGUAUUAUGAACAGUUUAUAUAUGAUUUUAAAAUGGUUGAAAAAGUACGCCAUUUCUACAUAGUUUAUUUUUGUUUCAUGAUUAAAAUGAAUUGUUCUUCCAUUAUGAAAUUAAAGGUACUCUGUAGUGUGCAUUUUUACUUGUAUUUUGUGUUCUUUGGUUCUUUCGGUAAAGUCACGAAAGAACCAAAGAAGAUGAAUCCUUGCAGUCACGAAAGCUUUAAAUCGAAAUUGUAUUUUGUGGUUUCCAACACCAGAGGGACCCCUCACACCAGUGUCUCUGAUAUACAGUACUGUAAAGCAAAAAUGAAUGUACGUCAUUCUUGCAAAGCUUUUGUUUUACUUGAAAUGAAACAGUCUCAUCAAGUACAAUCUACCACACAGCUGUGUUUUAUAAUGUUACACAUUGUUAUGGUGAAAGUUAUUUUUAAAUAUUGGAGUGAACCUAGGCUUCGUGAAACUUUAACAGGAUAUGCCAAAACUUUAAAUACUGUAACUGGCUGUUGUAUAGUCUUUAAAUAUGUAUAUCACUGCACAUUAAAUGUUGGCUUGUAUCAUUUUUAAGUCUCAUGCAAUAACUCUUAAGUGCAUUAUGCAGUAAUUAAACAUUUAUGCAUUAAUUUGACAUCACAAGGUGAUGUAUGUGCAGUUAAAAUGUAAUUGGAAUUGGCUGCCAUUUAAUAUGUUAGUAAAAAAAAUUAUAUAGCAUCACUUAACUUGAUUAGGGAGCAUCCUGGUUGAAAUUCGAGUAACGCAGUACUGCACAUGGGAUAAAUUAUUCAAUUAAGCGCAUGCGCUGGUGUACUUAAUGAUACAAUGACCAUUGAGCAGCGUUGGCAAAAAAAGUAUAGAAUUGUUUUUAAAACGAGUAUGUAAGUUAUCAACAAUUAGUUUGGGAAUGAGUGAUUUUUAUCUGGUUAACAAUAAAACAUCUUCAACAUACCGAAAAUGUUACAUGAGCAAACAGGAUUUUGUAUUUUUGAGUAAACAUACUUUUGCAAGUGCCCUCUUUUCUAGCACGUGUUUCAUUGUCUUCAGCGUUACGGUUUACAGCUACGCGCGCGUUUAUUUUAACUUAAUAUCACUGAAUACUUCGUAUGCAUGGUGCAGAUUAUUCUGUGGGUGAAAAUAAAGUUUGAAGCUGUGGAAUGUGGUCAUUGUUCGUUUCAGCAGCCUUCAUGCUGUCCCGUGGCGCAGCGAUGUGGAUAUAAAUCACUUCUGCAUUGCUGUGCCGCUGUAUCUUCCUGUUUUGUAUGUAAAGCAUAAUUGUCCUGCUAUAGAAGAACAAGUGGCCAAAUAAAUAAACCUUCAUUCA
Molecule: messenger RNA, 3466 nt
Organism: Petromyzon marinus (sea lamprey)
Lineage: Eukaryota; Metazoa; Chordata; Hyperoartia; Petromyzontiformes; Petromyzontidae
Product: protein regulator of cytokinesis 1-like
Biological process (GO): microtubule cytoskeleton organization; mitotic spindle midzone assembly
Cellular component (GO): cytoplasm; mitotic spindle midzone; spindle
Molecular function (GO): microtubule binding
Source: RefSeq, a predicted model, not a curated record